UUAACCAAUAGAAAACUCUUUUGUGCGCACUUCCGGCUUUUCGUGUCGGCGCUUACAAGAUGUCCGAUAGUGCUGAGUCCCCAACAGAAACUCAGAAAGAAGAGACACAGCCACCUCCAGAUGACUCUGCGACGAACGACGACAAGAAAAAAAUCGACGUGCUGUUGAAGGCCGUCGGGGACACUCCCAUAAUGAAAACCAAAAAGUGGACAGUGGACAAGGGAAGGACUGUGCAGUCCCUCGCACAGUUCAUUACUCGCUUUCUCAAGCUUGAUGCCAGUGAACAACUAUUUAUUUAUGUAAACCAGUCUUUUGCCCCCUCCCCGGAUCAAGAAGUGGGGGUUCUUUUUGAUUGCUUUGGCAGUGAUGGCAAGCUGGUUCUGCAUUACUGUAAAUCUCAAGCGUGGGGUUAACUGAUGGCCGUCUUCUUAAAAACUUUCCCUGAAAAACACAAAUUUUUUUUUUGCUACUUUAUUGUUCUUCUCUUUAAGUCUUAAUGUACAUAAAUAUUGUAAAUAAAUUAUUGACACAAAAGA
Messenger RNA from Oryzias latipes (Japanese medaka), 536 nucleotides. It is a transcript of the gene atg12, whose product is annotated as ATG12 autophagy related 12 homolog (S. cerevisiae). Gene Ontology annotation, molecular function: Atg8-family ligase activity. Gene Ontology annotation, cellular component: phagophore assembly site membrane; autophagosome membrane; Atg12-Atg5-Atg16 complex. Gene Ontology annotation, biological process: piecemeal microautophagy of the nucleus; autophagosome assembly; autophagosome maturation. The record is from RefSeq and is a predicted model, not a curated record. NCBI's taxonomy places the organism in Eukaryota, Metazoa, Chordata, Actinopteri, Beloniformes, Adrianichthyidae.